AUGGUUUCACCAAAAAGGGUAUUAUUUAUCUCAGUCUUUGUUGUCACCGCUUGCAUCGACGUGGGCGAAGCAUUUGCAGGCCCACGCGAAGUAGGUACCUACGUCUGGAAUGCCGCCAGGAACUUGUGGAAGAGAGCACCAGAACCACCUUUAAAAUUCCCCGAGCCAACAGAACUCCCGGAUCCCUACAUAGCUUCCGCGACGACCACGAAGCUCGUCAGCGUCGACCGCGCUCUCGCCAAGGACAGAAAUAUCAAGCGCUGCAGGGACGGAGAACUGGGAUAUGAUUACGGUAGACUAACAUAUGAUUCAAAUCAUCAUGAAAUCUGCACCUACUCUUUGCAUCGAUCGGAUGCCAGCGAAAAAGUUAAUCGCGACACUAUCAUCAAACGUCUCAACGAUAACAGAAAAAUGGCAAUCGCUAUCAACGGGACAUUUUUGAUACGCAGUAAAAUUGGACCGGGUGAAGUAGAGCUUACCAAAGGCUGGCUGCAAAGUACUACAGAGUGGUCCAACAAUCCUGGCAGACACGGCAUUGACCUCAAGGACGCAUGUCAGCUCUGCACCUCGGUCGACGACAACUACAUCAUCCCCCGCGGGUAUGUCAGGAAGGACGGCGUGCAGCAAUGCACGUGUAAGAAGUGGGCGAAGAGGGGCGAGAAGUUCGAGGUAGGAAAGGCACAUGAUAACGCGAUUGCGGAUGUGCAGAAGGAGCACACAGUAUGCAGGUCGGGUGUGCAAGGAAAGGAAAUUGAAAACUACUCGGGGAAACUGUUUGGGGAUGCGGAGAGACUAGGAGCCGUGUGUCCACAACUCUUGAAGGAUGCCCUCAAACAUUAA
This is a messenger RNA of Hyaloscypha bicolor E, 840 nucleotides long. RefSeq lists its product as uncharacterized. Bases 1 to 840 code for a protein of 279 amino acids. The transcript has 2 exons. Lineage: Eukaryota; Fungi; Ascomycota; Leotiomycetes; Helotiales; Hyaloscyphaceae. The record is from RefSeq and is a predicted model, not a curated record.